AUGACUGAAUCAUUAUUUGAUACCAAUUUUACUUCAGAAGAAAACCAACCAAAACCAACAACUAACACAAAUUCUCAAACUAAUUCAAACGCCACUAAUUCAUCAUCUAAUCAAUCAAAUAUUGUUAAUGGUCAUCAUGAUAAUUCAAAUAACUCAUCAUCAAAUACAAAUUCAAAUCAACGAAACAAUUCCAAAACAUCAGAACAAGAUUCAAAUGGAUAUGACCAAUCUACUUCAUUACCUUCAAUUAAUGAUAAUGCUAAUGUUGAUGCAUUAAUUAAUUAUAGAGUAUUAGUAUCAGCAAAAGAAGCUGGUUGUUUAAUUGGUCAAAAUGGACAAGUUAUUGAUUCAAUAAGAGGUGAAACAAAUACAAAAGCAGGAAUUUCAAAAUUAACUCCAGGAACUCAUGAAAGAAUUUUAACAGUAAGUGGUAAAUUAGAUGAUGCUGCAAAAGCUUUAAGUUAUUUUGCUCAAGCUUUAAUUGGUUCAACAAUUGAAACUUAUAAUUAUUUCCCAUUAAAACAAUUAAGUUCAACUCCUUGUGUUCAGAAUGAAACAACAAUUUUAAGAUUAUUAGUUCCAAAUAGUCAAAUGGGUACAUUGAUUGGUUCAAAAGGAGCAAGAAUUCAACAAAUUCAACAUAAUUUUGGAGUUUCAAUGAUUGCUUCAAAAUCAUUUUUACCAGGAUCAAAUGAAAGAUUAGUUGAAUUACAAGGUACAGUAAAUGAUUUAUAUGAUGCUUUUAGAGUUAUUUCAAGAUGUUUAAUUGAAGAUUUUUCAAGUAGUGUUGGUACAACUUAUUAUAUUCCAAGAAGUCCUCAAUUAACAAGAAAAUCAACUGCAACUAUAAGUUUUCCAAAUGAUAUGGUUGGAGCAUUAAUUGGUAAAAAUGGUUCAAGAAUUCAGGGUGUUAGAAAAGUAAGUGGUGCAAUGAUUGGUAUUAGUGAAGCUACUGAUGGUAAAGAUGAAAGAGUUUUCACUAUAACUGGUACUCAACAAGCUGUUGAAAAAGCAAAAGGUUUAUUAUAUCAUAAUUUAGAAAGAGAAGAACAAAGAAGAGCAGAAUUUAAUGAAUAA
Lodderomyces pseudojiufengensis is the source of this 1077-nucleotide messenger RNA. RefSeq lists its product as uncharacterized. Lineage: Eukaryota; Fungi; Ascomycota; Pichiomycetes; Serinales; Debaryomycetaceae. Bases 1 to 1077 code for a protein of 358 amino acids. Gene Ontology annotation, cellular component: nucleus; cytoplasm. Gene Ontology annotation, molecular function: mRNA 3'-UTR AU-rich region binding. The record is from RefSeq and is a predicted model, not a curated record. Gene Ontology annotation, biological process: 3'-UTR-mediated mRNA stabilization. The transcript has a single exon.